Molecule: messenger RNA, 1305 nt
Organism: Erigeron canadensis
Lineage: Eukaryota; Viridiplantae; Streptophyta; Magnoliopsida; Asterales; Asteraceae
Product: aspartic proteinase CDR1-like
Exons: 1
Coding region: 1-1305 (434 amino acids)
Biological process (GO): proteolysis
Cellular component (GO): extracellular region
Molecular function (GO): aspartic-type endopeptidase activity
Source: RefSeq, a predicted model, not a curated record
AUGGCCUUUUCCUCGACUCUUUUUGCAAUAACACUUGUCAUUUUAUACAUUUGUUCUCUAACAACAUCAUCCAUUGUCACCUCCGAUGGAACAUUUAGCAUCAAUCUCAUCCAUCGCGACUCGAUAAAAUCUCCUUUUUUCGACCGUUCCAUGACCUAUUCGCAACGUAUUGGCAACACUUUGCAACGCUCUUUUAUCAACUCCAAACGUGCGAUGAAUGCAAAUCCCGGUCCAAAUAAUUUUCAAACCGACAUAAUCCCUGCCCACGGGGAAUUUCUAAUGAACAUUUCCAUUGGAAAUCCGCCACACGAAGUCAUGGCUAUUGCUGAUAGUGGUAGCGACUUAACGUGGAUACAAUGUGAACCUUGUAUCAAAUGUUACCAACAAAAAGCCAAACUUUUUAACCCGAAAAAUUCAUCAACUUAUAAGUCCAUUCCUUGUGAAUCUAAGAUUUGUUUGGUUGUAUCUCAACUUGAAAAACGUUGUUCUAGAACAAAAGAAUGUAGGUAUUCUACAAGUUAUUCUGACGGGACUGUUAGUGACGGAAUUGUCGCUAGUGAAAGUGUCACAAUAGGUGACAAAGUCGUCCCAAAUAUUAUUUUUGGUUGUGGUUUUCAUAAUGAUGGUAGUUUUAGAGAUACGUGGGGUGGAGUUGUCGGUCUUGGUGGUGGCGACGCCUCUUUAGUGUCACAACUCAUGGCUCUCGUGCCCGGUAAAUUCUCAUAUUGUCUAAUUCCGUUCCCUGAACCAGAUGAUUUGUCUGAAAAAUCGAGUAAAUUGACAUUCGGUAUCCAAGAGUUUGGUCCAAGUUUUGUUUCCACUCCACUUGUGUUACUAACCCCCAAAACAUAUUACCGUGUCACAUUUGAAGGGGUUAGUGUCAAUGGUCAGCGAUUUAACGUUGGCAACGAAUCAAAUCCGUCGCCAAUAGGAAACAUGAUCGUCGAUUCAGGGACAACGUUAACUAUGUUACCAACGAAAGUGUACAAUGAAGUUGAGGCCGCGAUUAGGAACGCCGUUAAUUUAAGAACGAUGAAGGACCCGCAAAAGGUUUUGAAGUUGUGUUAUCGUGCUACAAAAGUCACUAAGAUUCCUAAAGUCGUAAUGCACUUUGACGGGGCGGAUGUCGAGUUUACAAGACAAAAUAUAUUUGUAACUGUUAGUAAACAUAUUAUGUGCUUGGCAAUGGCACCGACCGAUGACCUUGCGGUUUAUGGAAAUUUGGCUCAGCAGAAUUUUAUGGUAGGUUACGAUUUAGAAAAGAAUACGAUGUCGUUUAAGCAGACUGAUUGUGAGAAGUUGUGA